Aptenodytes forsteri (emperor penguin) is the source of this 1140-nucleotide messenger RNA. Its product is annotated as pepsin A. Gene Ontology annotation, molecular function: aspartic-type endopeptidase activity. Lineage: Eukaryota; Metazoa; Chordata; Aves; Sphenisciformes; Spheniscidae. Bases 1 to 1140 code for a protein of 379 amino acids. The record is from RefSeq and is a predicted model, not a curated record. The transcript has 9 exons. Gene Ontology annotation, biological process: proteolysis.
AUGAAGCUGCUCCUGCUCCUCGGCUUGGUGACCCUGGCCCAGUGCCUUGUCUCCAGGAUCCCUCUGAGGAGGGCGAAGUCCCUGCGGCAGUCCCUGCGGGAGCACGGCUUGCUGGAUCGCUACCUGAAGCAGCACCCCUACAACCUGGCUGCCAAGUACUUCCCAACCAGCACCUCCGCCGAGCCCCUGCAGAACUACCUGAACACCGAGUACUUUGGCACCAUCUCCAUCGGUACCCCAGCCCAGGAGUUCACCGUUAUCUUUGACACCGGCUCCUCCAACCUGUGGGUGCCCUCGGUGUACUGCUCCAGCCAGUCCUGCAAAAACCACAAACGCUUCAACCCAGCGGACUCCUCCACCUUCAUCAGCACCAACGACAGCGUCUACAUCGCCUACGGCACUGGCAGCAUGACUGGCAUCCUGGGCUACGACACCGUCACCGUCACAAGCAUCGAGGUCACCAACCAGAUCUUCGGGCUGUCUGAGACCGAGCCCGGCGAUUUCUUCUACUACGCUCCCUUCGACGGCAUCCUGGGGCUGGCUUUCCCGAGCAUCGCCUCCUCCGGAGCCACCCCCGUCUUCGACAACAUGAUGGCGGAAGGCCUCGUGGCCAGGGACCUCUUCUCCGUCUACCUGAGCAAGAACGAGCAGAGCGGCAGCUUUGUCCUCUUCGGUGCCAUCGACCCCUUCUACGCCACCAACGGCAUCACCUGGAUCCCCCUCUCUGCCGAAACCUACUGGCAGAUCACCAUGGACAGCGUCUCCAUCAACGGGAAAUCCGUCGCCUGCUCCUUGGGCUGCCAGGCCAUUGUGGACACGGGCACCUCGCUGCUGGCCGUGCCCAACAGAGCCCUCGGCACCAUCCUGCGCACCCUCAGCGCCAGCUCCGACGGCGAGAUCAACUGCAAGUCCGUAAGCACGCUGCCCGACGUCGUCUUCCACAUCAACGGCAAAGCCUUCCCCGUGUCGCCCAGCGCCUACGUGAUGGAGAGCAACGGGUUCUGCAGCCUCGGCUUCGAAGGCAUGAACGUCCCCACCGAGUCGGGCGAGCUCUGGAUCCUGGGGGACAUCUUCAUCCACGAGUACUACGUGAUCUUCAACAGGGCCAAAAACAUGGUGGGGCUGUCCCCGCUGUCCUGA